AUGGGCAAGAAGCUUUCUGCGUCAUCAACCAAGCCCAAGUCGGGCAGUGUUGUCGUCCCGGCGACGACCAACCCAAAGGCCAACAGCGACGUUCCAAAGCUUACCCGUAACGAUUCUGGAGUCGAUGUAUCCAAAGUUUCCCAAGCAAAGCCAUUGCCGGUUACUCUUCUUUCUGGAUUCUUGGGCAGCGGAAAAACCACUCUUCUCCAACACCUCCUCAAGAGCGAACAUGGUCUUCGCAUUGCAGUUAUUGUGAAUGACAUUGGAGCUGUCAACGUCGAUGCAUCCUUGAUCAAGAAGAGCCACCGACUUACAAAAACGGAAGAGAAGGUCAUCGCUCUACAGAAUGGCUGUAUCUGCUGCACCCUCCGAGGAGAUCUGCUGGAAGAGUUGGUCAACCUCUCUGAGCUCCACGAAUUCGACUACGUCGUUAUCGAGAGCAGUGGUAUUAGUGAGCCCGAGCAGGUCGCUGAGACGUUCGAUGCUCGGCUCGCGGAACAGAUGCAAGCCAUGGGCGAGGGUCCCGAGGGUCUUGAUGAGGAUACCUUGAAGCUCCUUAAAAGACUAGCUGAUGCAGGUGGCGUCGAUAAGUUUGCCCGCCUUGACACAACCGUCACCGUCAUUGAUGCCUUUACAAUCUUCAAUGACUUCCACACAAGCGACCUGCUCUCCUCAAGACGAGACGAUGUCGUGCCCGAAGAUGAGAGAACUGUGUCUGAUCUCAUGGUGGAUCAAAUCGAGUUCGCUGAUGUUAUCGUCUUGAACAAGAUCGAUAUGGUCACGAAGAAGGACCUGGCUCGCGUCCUUGACUUGAUCAAGAAACUUAACCCAAGAGCCAAGAUCCUCGAGUCCAACUACGGAAAGAUUGACGUCAAUGAAAUUGUCAACACCAACACAUUCGACCUCAAGGUCGCACAGUCCGGUGUCGGUUGGCUGCAAGAUCUGCACGCCAUGACCGUCCGUGAGGUCAACGGCCGAAAGAAAAUUACACCCAAGCCUGAGACGGAAGAAUACAAUGUCCGCAACUUCAUCUACUCAAGAACACGACCCUUCCACCCUAGGAGACUCUGGUCUCUCAUCUACGACAAAUUUAUCCUCCAAAUGGAAGCCCCUGAAGGCGAAGAUGACGAGAUGGAUGAAGAUGAAGACGACGACGCCGACAUGAGUGACGUCGAGAAGGAAGACGAAGAAUGGGAAGACGAUGAGGAGGAGAAAGACGAUGAAGACGACGACAUGGAGGACUCCCUCGAGCCUCCGUCAAACGACGUUAUCCUCGCCAACAAGACUGCUGACCCGCUCUUCAACCGUCUCUUCCGCUCAAAGGGCGAAUUUUACCUCGCCACUCGACCGCACAGAGCCGGCGACUGGUCCCAGGCUGGCGCGAUGCUGACCAUGACUGGUGGUCGUCCUUGGUUCUGCACAUUAUCCCCCGAAGAUUACCUGACGGGUGACCCAGAGGUCGACGCUCUUGUUGCACAUGACAUCAAGAAGGGCGGCGAGUGGGGUGACCGCCGGCAGGAGCUGGUGUUUAUCGGAGAGAACCUCGACAUCAAGGGUCUUGAGAAGGCGCUGGAUGAGUGCUUGUUGAAUGACGACGAGUGGAAGAAGUGGCAGAAGGUGAUGAAGAACAAGAAGUGGAACGAUGAGAAGAAGAUGGAUAAGCUGCAGGACAUGUUUGAUGACGGGUUCCCUGACUGGGCGGAUGACGAAGAGGACCACGAGGGACAUGACCAUGCAUGA
This is a messenger RNA of Colletotrichum truncatum, 1740 nucleotides long. Its product is annotated as cobW domain-containing protein. Lineage: Eukaryota; Fungi; Ascomycota; Sordariomycetes; Glomerellales; Glomerellaceae. The record is from RefSeq and is a predicted model, not a curated record.